AUGACCAAGGUGCUGACCAAUGCCAUGACCAAGGUGCUGACCAAUGUGCUGACCAAGGUGCUGACCAAGGUGCUGACCAAUGUGCUGACCAAGGUGCUGACCAAGGUGCUGACCAAUGUGCUGACCAACGUGCUGACCAAUGUGGUGACCAAUGCCAUGACGAAGGUGGUGACCAAAGUGGUGACCUACCACCUGACCAAGUUGAUGUUCACGGCAGCGAUGACAUGGGCACGGCAGCGAUGA
This is a messenger RNA of Babesia bigemina, 243 nucleotides long. RefSeq lists its product as hypothetical. Bases 1 to 243 code for a protein of 80 amino acids. The record is from RefSeq and is a predicted model, not a curated record. The transcript has a single exon. NCBI's taxonomy places the organism in Eukaryota, Apicomplexa, Aconoidasida, Piroplasmida, Babesiidae.